This is a messenger RNA of Coniophora puteana RWD-64-598 SS2, 3825 nucleotides long. RefSeq names its product mitochondrial carrier. The coding region runs from base 96 to 1055 and encodes 319 amino acids. NCBI's taxonomy places the organism in Eukaryota, Fungi, Basidiomycota, Agaricomycetes, Boletales, Coniophoraceae. The record is from RefSeq and is a predicted model, not a curated record. The transcript is spliced from 19 exons.
CGGGCAAAGGAUCCGCGGCCGAAAGAUCGAGGCUCAAAUUGUAGUCUCAUAAGCCUGCCGACGCUCACUCUGCUCAUCCCAGUGCUCCUUUGUCCAUGGCUUCUCCAGCUCCUCGCCGCCCUUUGUCGACACCCGAGAGCUUCCUCUGCGGAGGUCUCGCAGCAUGUCUAGCAGUCACAGUCUCAAAUCCGGCUGAAGUUGCCAAGACGCGUAUGCAGCUACAAGGAGAACUCGCAAAGGGUGGUGGCAAGAAGGUCUACAAGAACGCCAUAGAUGUGCUCACUAAAACGUGGAAGCACGAGGGUGUCCGAGGUAUACAGAGAGGUCUCGGUAUGGCGUACAUGUAUCAGAUACUGCUCAAUGGAUCGCGUUUAGGCUUUUACGAACCAGUUCGGCAGACCUUCAACUCCAUGAUAGGGCGGCCUGUAUCUGAACUGAUACCAUUUACCUCCAUUGCUGCUGGUGCUACGAGCGGCGCGGUUGGCGCUGCUCUCGGCAAUCCGCUGUUCCUCAUCAAGGCGCGCAUGCAGGCGUAUUCUCCGGCGUUCCCGGUCGGUACCCAGCAUUAUUACCGGAAUUCCUUCAAUGCGCUCUCGACGGUAUGGCGGACCGAAGGGUUCCGAGGCCUCGUUCGCGGGAUAGAUGCUGCUAUCCUGCGGACAUCAAUGGGAUCAUCGGUCCAACUGCCAACAUACAACUGGACUAAAAACCAGCUUGUGACUAAUGGUGUACUACCCGACAAGAGCAUAUGGACAUACCUGGCUAGUAGCUCUGUGUCAGGUAUAUGUGUGUGCAUAGUCAUGCAGCCAGCUGAUACGGCCCUCACACGGAUGUAUAACCAACCGACCAUCAAAGGGCCCGAUGGGCGGCUAAUCGGAACGCUUUACAAGAACCCGAUAGACUGCUUGUGGAAAACCGUGAAGACCGAAGGUGUCUUCGGAUGGUACAAAGGAUCUACCGCUCAUUUCCUGCGGAUAGCCCCACACACAAUUAUUACCCUGACCGCUAACGAUAUCAUUCUUGGUUUAUACAAGUCGCUAAGCCAUACUUACUAGAUGCUUACUUAGAGUUUUCAUGCCUUUCCUUGAACUGGAUGACAAACAUAUUAUCUUACUCUAGACUCUAGUGUACAGCGGCAAGUCCUAAUAGCAUAUUUCUUGCACCAUACUCCGACACAUAUCUCCGCUGGAUGUCAUCGGAACAAUCAUGAACGAUACACUGAAGUGCAUGACGAAUUUUUACUUAUACAUACCGGUACAAUAGAGUUGGUUACCAUAAGUUAGGCCGUUGGCGUGAUAUGGAAUUCUGUUCAUAUCAUUUCCUGCUACUACUGGGAAUGUUCCUCCAGCGAGUAUUUUUGCGAGUUGUCAGGAAGAUCUCGGCACCUGGCUCGCAGCCCAUCCAUGCCGAGGGCUGCGAGGGGAAAAGGUUUGUGACAAGGAACUUUUGACCCGGGGUAAACGUCCCAGAAUUAGAGCCUUCCGAGGUGCUUAGGCUAAGCACGUCCCAUACCGUCACUUGAGCCGUCCGAUUCGCAGGUCGCCGUUCCGUCCGUGCAUCUCGCAUGACUACGAUUCUAAAGUUGCGAACGUCUCGAGGCGGACAUAAACUUCGCAGCUCGCGCUCAAUUUCUUCAGGUGCCAGAUCGUCCUCGCGUUUGUAGGCAUUGCGAAGGUGACGCGCAAGCCAACCAGCUUCGGAGCGACUUGCGCUUGAGAGAACGCCUUUCGCAGCUUGGGCGUCUUCGAGUAAGGAGUCGUACAGCGAGUCUAUACUGUCAGGCGGCGAAUCAUCGCCUCUUGGAUUGAACUGUGGGCCUGCCUUUUGUUCCAGACGUUCCGCGUAGGUCAAACGUAGAUCCUGCUGCCGGCGAUGCGCGUCCCAUAGUUUCGAUGCCUCGCGCUCUCGUUUGGCCUUCCAUCGUUCCCGUACAGCGUUCUCCUCUUUCCCAUUCAUGACGCCAGAACUUCGUUUUCUCCCUUGUUCGUCCUCUAGAGACUCGAUAUAUGCGACCGGAUAAGCCUUUACGACCUCCAUGGUCAUGGCGGCCACCGCACCCCCGUCUGCUGUGAGGCUGUUCAGGGAAAACAGGUGCAUGCCUCCACAAAACCCCAGCUUGGCAUGCCAAGGUGCUAGAUGGGUUGAGUUACCGCUGAUGAUGAGUGUAUUAGAGCUGUAGGCCUCCAAAAUCUCGCAAGGCUCUUUUUUCUCCGAGGAUAAUCUGGCGCCAGAGAUGGCAAGCUUACGGCCCACCCUUAUCUUCCCUUUACGAACGGCUCGCGCAAGAGGCCCAUCCAAGGGCGCUCUUAACCUGUACCAUCCAUCCGUAAGUUCGAGUUCAGGCUCCCCUUCGGUCAGUAGGCCGCUUUCAUCUCGGGUUCGCUCAGGCCAAAUGAUGGCAGAUACACAAAGCACCAUAGGCAACGCCGCGGGAGCGUCCUGAGUCGUGAUCAGCCGAAGGGCUGGACGUGAAGCACUGUUCAAAUCACGCUCAUACUUGUACAUGAGCUGGCGGAUGAUCUCCGGCCAACACCAGCGUUUCUUAUGCGGGUUCGCCUCUGUCUCUGGGUCUAGCGCCACCAUCCCUGCAACCUUCCACAAGAUGAGCGACCAGUGAUUCUUCACCCACUCUUUUGUCGCCAAAGAGCAGCCGCGGACGUGAAGUUCCCUGAGCGCGGCCUCGUAACCCACUUGCUCCUCCGAGGAUAAAGACAGAUCCUCUUCAGCCCCGGUAGUAGAGCAUUCUGGGUUGUGGAAGGAAUAGAACAAGGCAGUUUCAGGAGUGAUCUGGCUCAGCCCUGCAAUAUCGACUCCCAUGUCCUCAUAGUCCCCCACCGUAUACUUUUGAGGCUGAAGUUGAGACGAGGCUAGGCUCUUCCUGUCGGGUAUCGGCGUAAGAUCGAAAAUCUUCCGCAUAGCUUUCACCGGUGUUUUGGGCGCAUCCACGUGCUUCACUGGUGUAAACGGUGGCGGCUUGAAUCGAGGAGCCUUUAAAGGUGUAUGUUGGGAAGAUGCAAUGCCCAUAUUUACAUUCUUCGCCUCCAAAACUGCCCUUCCUGGCUGUCCUGAAUGCAGACCUUGUUUGAACGGCGUCACGAACUUUCGUGCAGGCGUGCCACGGGCGUUGCGUGGUGUCAAGCCCAAGGUUCUAUCUGCACUUGUAGAUGGUGGUAUGUUCUGAACAAGUGCAGCAGAAGCAGGACGGAUUGGAGUCGAUGGUGGAAGACUGAACGACGAUGCUGAGGCAAAGCCACCUUUAAGAGUAGGAUUCAAAAGUGAGCUGACAUGUCCCGGUCGAGCUACGGCAGCUUUGAUCAGUGGUGACCUGAAUGGCUUGGGAUUCCCAGGUAUGCUUGCGCCCAUGCUAAGAGACUGAGUGCUUUUCCCGGGGUGAGAGCGUAUAGGUGUUGGUGUAUCCGGCACGGCAGCCAGGGGGACCAUUCUCGCCGAAGAGAACGGUGCUUGAGAUGCACGCAGAGGAGUUGCAACGGGGAUUUCGGGUGACGGCACGUUUUCGUCAAGAUUGUCGCAGUCUUGUUCUUCCUGCCACUGCUUCAUCUUCUGUUGAGCUUUACGAAGAGCUUCCUCAGAUGGUGCCAUAAUGCCUUUGCCUUUGGCGCUAGUGAAGCCUGUAGACAGCCCUGCAGGCGUUCCAGUGGCUAAUGCUGAAGCCGAUGAGAACCCAGACACCGUUGAGUUGGCAGACCGAAAUCCUGUGACCGCUGGUAGAGGACCUGAGUCAAACCAAGCGGAGUGAUCCAUCUCCGGCGGUACUUCCGGUGAGGGAGAACGGCUACCUGUGUCUUUGAAUGUGUGUUUGAGUGU